Messenger RNA from Melanotaenia boesemani (Boeseman's rainbowfish), 2900 nucleotides. RefSeq names its product hyaluronidase 3 (gene hyal3). Gene Ontology annotation, biological process: carbohydrate metabolic process; hyaluronan catabolic process. Lineage: Eukaryota; Metazoa; Chordata; Actinopteri; Atheriniformes; Melanotaeniidae. Gene Ontology annotation, cellular component: acrosomal vesicle. The coding region runs from base 394 to 1746 and encodes 450 amino acids. The transcript is spliced from 7 exons. The record is from RefSeq and is a predicted model, not a curated record. Gene Ontology annotation, molecular function: hyalurononglucosaminidase activity.
UCUGCAAAAGAUGUGACGUUAUGAACUGUAUUAGAACAAUGCCAACAACGGAAGAAAGAUAGGAAAAUAAUGUGAAAAUAUUGAGGUUAGGAGUGGCGAUACAGACACUAUGAAAUAGGAAAAAUUAGACAAAAGUGGUUUAAAAAGAUCUUUGUCCACACUGAAGCAUUCUGAGGAAAAAAAAACAAACAAAAAGGAACAAGUUAUAUGCAAAGUGUCACAUUAGUGAAGUGCAUUUCUUCAUUAUCUCUGUAACCGUCAGUCAACUCCCAGUUUCCUGUUGCAGGACUUUGCGUGGUGUAGUGUAUGACAAGUUCAUAACUGUUACACAGUCAGCUUACACAGUCAUCUAUUCUCUCCCUGCUGGAAGGACACGUCAUUGUGUGAGCAGCCAUGGUGCUGUCUCAUCUCCUUCUCCUCCUCAUCUCUCCAUUAUGCUGCACCUUCCUGACGGGGCCCACCCAUCCAAGUGUCUUCGUCAAUACCCCCUUGGCUGCAGCAGGUCCCAUCCUGCAGGACCGGCCCUUCAUCGUGGUGUGGAACAUGCCCACAGAAAACUGUCAGAAACGGCACAACAUCCAGCUGGACCUGGAGGACUUUGAUAUUGUGGAGAACCAUAAGCAUCACUUCCAGGGACAGAAAAUGACCAUCUUCUAUCGAGACCGCCUGGGAGAAUAUCCGUACCUCUCCCACGAUGGUAGGAGGGUGAAUGGAGGAAUCCCUCAGCUCGGGGACCUUGCUGCUCACCUUUCCCUCACGGAGAGGCAGCUGUCUGUCUUUUUGCGUCCCAGUUUUUCUGGUUUGGCAGUCAUCGACUGGGAGGAGUGGCAGCCGCUGUGGGAGAGUAACUUUGGAUCCAAGAUGGAGUACCGGAGGCUUUCCAAGCAACUGGUGAGACAGGAGAAACCGGAUUUGUUGGAGAAGGCUGUGAAAGUGUUGGCGAAGCAAAAGUUUGAGGAAAGCGCUAAGAGGUAUAUGGAGGAGACGCUGCAGCUGGGGGUCAAACAUUGGCCCAAAGGAUUCUGGGGGUUUUACGGCUUCCCCUCCUGCUUUAAUAAACACAAGAGAAAGACAGAUAAAACCUACACAGGACGUUGCCACAAGGGUACCAGACAGCAGAAUGACCUACUGUCCUGGCUCUGGUUUAAGUCCACUGCGCUCUAUCCCAGCAUCUACUUACCACAGAGGCUGGCAGGGUCAGCUGAUGCAGCUCUGAUGAUCAGACAUAGACUUCUGGAGGCUUUGAGGGUGGCAUCACUUUGGCGUCAUGGCAACAACACCAGUCACGCCACACCUGUCCUUCCUUAUGCCAGGCUGGCAUUCACACACACGCUCAACUUUCUUAAUAAGACAGACCUGGAGCACACUCUUGGGGAGAGUGCAUCACUUGGUGCAGCUGGAGUUGUGCUGUGGGGAGAAACUAAAUUUAGCAAAUCCAAGCAACAGUGCAUCCUCCUCAAAGAUUACAUCCACAAUGUUUUGGGUCCCUUCGUUCAGUCUCUGAGGUCUGGCACGCAGAGCUGCAGCCUCCAGCUUUGCCAUGGCAACGGGCGCUGCACCAGGCGACACCCUGGCUCUGGUUGGAGGCUGUCCUCAGCUUCUGCUCACAUCUCUGACCCUUCUGAAAUGAAUGACUCCACCAACAGCAAAUAUUUCCAAAAACAAUUCAUGUGUCUGUGCUACGCAGGCUGGACUGGGCAGAAGUGUCAUGAGAGGAAGGAUGAGAGCAGACAGACGGAUGACUAACCCUGACCUUUCUGUUCAGGUGCUGUCAGUCAGCAUCCAGGGAUGCUGGGUGAAAUGCUGUGUGACUCUAUAGUUUAAUGCCUGCAUUUAAUUGGAAAUAGUUUAAACAUUUGAUAUAUUAUUAACUGAGAAAUUAUAUUUUUAUGUGCUCAUUUGAACAUGAUGCCAAUGAUCAAUAAAUAAAAGCUUUGGAACAGAAGCUUGUUUAUAUGAAUGCAAUUAAAUGAAUGAAUGAAAAAACAAAGAUAAAUUUUAUUAGAAGAUGAAGAAGAUAGUGCUUUGUUCCAGAGAUGUGAUAUAUAUAAUAUUUUAUUUAUUUAAUAUAUAUAUCAUUUAAUUUAAUUUUUCUACUUUUUGUCAUUUAAUGGUAACAUGUUUGCAGAUCAGGUCAUUGAACAUAGUCUUGUUAUACAUGCAAAAUGUUAUUAGCUAUUAUCUUGCUGAAACAAGAUCUUUCAUAAAAAGCCUGUACAUGAUGGUCAGUGUUGAUGAUGUCUUUAAAAAUGUGACCUUAGCCAUAUGUGCUAAUGCACCCCUUUAAUUCAUCACACUACUGGGAGAGUUUGCUUUAGUCAGUCUUAGUUUUAGAGUUUUAUAUAUCUUAUAUUUGUGGACACAGUAAUAAAAUGUAACAUGUAACUGUAACACUAAUGGUUUUUAGAAGCAUUCCUGAGCCCAUGCAGUGAUUUACAAAACAGAAUUAAACCUGUUUUAUACAAUGCUGAUUUACAACCUUAAGAUCACAUUGUUAUAGUACUAGUUUUCAGACUUGUGUUUAGGGAUGUAUGGCUUUAUCGAUUAGGGUGUUUUUGCCACAGAGAAUUGCUGGAACAGGCUUUAGUUCUGAAUUUUACUCUUUUUAACACAUUCAUGGUUUACACAACUUUAUGUCAUAUAAUUCAGAUGGUACAUCUAAAAACAUUGUCCCAUAAAUAUGUUUUAAAUUAGACAGUGGUAAGACAAUAUGAUGUUAUAAACCAAAUCACAUCAUUUAAUCUGACCAAAACAAAAUUAUUUAUAUUCAGUCCUUUUCACACAAUCACUGGUGGAGGACAAAGUGUACACAAAUAAUGUUCAGAGAAGAUUUGGACAAAAGUUAAAAAAAAAAACAAACAAACAAAAAAAAAAAAGGCAAAACACCUUUUACAUAAUCU